Molecule: messenger RNA, 975 nt
Organism: Colletotrichum fioriniae
Lineage: Eukaryota; Fungi; Ascomycota; Sordariomycetes; Glomerellales; Glomerellaceae
Source: RefSeq, a predicted model, not a curated record
AUGCUUUUGCAGCUCCAUGGCCAGCAAAUCCGUAUUCCAGACCUCGGACGGCUGAUGAAAGAUUGGCCGAGGGACCAGAACCCACACCUCGAUGCUGUAGACAGCAAGAUUCUCCAGAUCAUUGAGAGAAUCGAAGCUCUCACCUCUUUCCAGGCCUGGAUGUUCAUCGUCGAUGACAUGCUUGACCAGUACUCGCUCAUACAUAACUUCGACUUUGCGUCACUGCAUCUUCUUCUGGCCGAUUGCCGGGACUUCAUCGACCGUAGCCUCGGACUCCUCACUACCGCUGAAAGCGGUCAACCGCAGUAUAGGGAUCACGAUGCCGUUGUGUCAUUUGCUGAGUAUGCUCAAGCUGUCAUGAAGGCCAACGGGGACAAUUACAGCUAUCGACAACGCAUCGCAAAAGAAGCUACUGCCACCCUCGAUGGCUACCGACAAGAAGCCGUGAACCGGUAUGCUGGUCGAGCCACAUCGCUCCAAGAGUACCUCGGAUACCGAGAGGCAUCAUCAUGCAUCAUGCAAGUGGCGGUCAACCUUGAGUUCGCCAACGGCAUCAACCUCCCCGAGGAGGUCAUGGCAUCCCCAGAAAUGCGUGAGUUGUACCGAGCUGCUGUUGCCAUCGUCUGGAUCGUCAACGACAUUGUGAGUCUGCGCAAGGAACUCAAGGAAGGUUUCGUCGAGAACCUUGUUGUCUUGUUAGCCAAUGGCGAUGCGCAAAAGGGGCUUGAUGGUGCUGUGGCUCGAUUGGAGCACGAAGUCUCUGCGCUCAACGAUGCCGUUAAGGCUUCUGCUCGCCGGUUCGACGAUACGCCCUACAAGAGUCACGUCACUCUGCUGGCGAAAAAUUGCAAGAAUAUGUGUAUGGCAAAUUGGCUGUGGAGUAUGAAGACCCCCCGGUACUGUCUUUCAGACAUCAAGCCUGAUGCCGAAGGCGGGUACACAUUCACGGUUGAUUCCACGCCGGAGGAGAACUGA